This is a messenger RNA of Mirounga angustirostris (Northern elephant seal), 2252 nucleotides long. It is a transcript of the gene SLC13A1, whose product is annotated as solute carrier family 13 member 1. The record is from RefSeq and is a predicted model, not a curated record. The transcript has 18 exons. Gene Ontology annotation, cellular component: membrane. Gene Ontology annotation, biological process: transmembrane transport. Gene Ontology annotation, molecular function: sodium:sulfate symporter activity. NCBI's taxonomy places the organism in Eukaryota, Metazoa, Chordata, Mammalia, Carnivora, Phocidae.
AUGGACAUGGAGAUUGUUGUGAAAGAUAACAGAGCAUCAGAAUUAGUCAUGCUGUCACAGCACGUGUCCUAUGCUCUAAGCCAUGAAGAGUUCUUGGCCGUGUGCUUGGCGUCUUCCCCAUUUGAUGGAAACUGUUCAGCUAGUUCUUCAGAAGAAAUUAUCUCAUGUGUAGCUGUAGAUAAUAUUACAUCUGUGGGAGGAGGAAAGUCAGCUACGUCUCCUGCACUUGAAAGUAGUGGCUUUAUGAAGAAGAGGUCCUGCAGUGCCAUGUCUGUUCCCCAGAACCUGGUGCUUCAGGGGGUGUCUCCUAUGUGUGUUGCUCCAGGGCUGUCCUCCCGUUGUGGCUGGGAUGUGUUUGCCUUCAGUCCUGUUGUCUGCGACGGCUCUCUGCCUGUUGAAGCAGAAUGUGCCUAUACACUCUUUGUCAUUGCCACGUUUUGGCUUACAGAAGCUUUACCUCUGUCAGUCACAGCUUUACUGCCUGGUUUAAUGUUUCCAUUGUUUGGGAUCAUGACUUCUAAGAAGGUGGCAUCUGCUUAUUUCAAAGAUUUUCACCUACUGCUAAUUGGAGUCAUCUGUUUAGCAACAUCAAUAGAAAAAUGGAAUUUGCACAGAAGGAUUGCUCUGAGAAUGGUGAUGACGGUGGGUGUGAACCCAACAUGGCUGACAUUGGGGUUCAUGAGCAGUACCGCCUUUUUAUCGAUGUGGCUUAGCAACACCUCCACGGCUGCCAUGGUGAUGCCCAUCGUGGAGGCCGUGGCACAGCAGAUCAUCAGCGCUGAAGCAGAGGUUGAGGCCACCCAGAUGACUCAUUUCAGUGGAUCAGUCAACCAUGGACUGGAAAUUGAUGGUAACACAUAAGGUGUUGAAACAAAUGAGAGGAAAGAAAAAACAAUACCAGUUCCAGGAUACAGUAAUGAUGCAGGAAAAAUUUCAAGCAAGAUGGAGCUGGAAAAGAACUCAGGCACAGGAACCAAGUAUCGAACAGAGAGGGACCACAUGAUGUGUAAACUUAUGUGCUUGUGUAUUGCUUACUCUUCUACCAUUGGUGGACUGACAACCAUCACCGGCACUUCUACCAACUUGAUCUUCUCUGAGCAUUUCAAUAUGCGCUACCCUGACUGUCACUGCAUUAACUUUGGAUCAUGGUUUAUGCUUUCCUUCCCGGCUGCUAUUAUUAUUCUGUUAUUGUCCUGGAUCUGGCUUCAGUGGCUUUUCCUAGGAUUCAAUUUUAAGGAGAUGUUCACAUGUGGCAAGACCAAAACAGCCAAACAAAAAGCUUGUGCUGAGGUGAUUAAACAAGAAUACCAAAAACUUGGGCCAAUGAGGUAUCAGGAAAUUGUGACCUUGGUCCUCUUCACUGUGAUGGCUCUGCUGUGGUUUAGCCGAGAUCCUGGGUUUGUCUCUGGUUGGUCUGCGCUUUUUCCCAAGUAUCCCGGUUUUGCUACAGAUUCAACUGUUGCCUUACUUAUAGGAAUCCUAUUCUUUCUUAUCCCAGCUAAGAGAUUGACUAAAACUACACCUACAGGAGAAAUUGUUGCUUUUGAUUAUUCUCCACUGAUUACUUGGAAAGAAUUCCAGUCAUUCAUGCCCUGGGAUAUAGCCAUUCUUGUUGGUGGAGGGUUUGCCUUGGCAGAUGGCUGUGAGGAAUCAGGACUGUCUAAGUGGAUAGGAAAUAAAUUAUCUCCUCUAGGUUCAUUACCAGUAUGGCUCAUCAUUCUGAUAUCUUCUUUGCUCGUCACAUCUUUAACAGAGGUAGCCAGCAAUCCAGCUACCAUUACCCUCCUUCUCCCUAUAUUAUCUCCAUUGGCUGAAGCCAUUCAAGUGAACCCUCUUUAUAUUUUGAUACCUUCUACUCUGUGUACUUCAUUUGCAUUCCUCCUACCAGUAGCAAAUCCGCCCAAUGCUAUUGUUUUUUCAUAUGGCCAUCUAAAAGUUAUUGACAUGGUUAAAGCUGGACUUGGCGUUAAUAUUGUGGGUGUUGCCGUGGUGAUGCUGGGCAUGUCCACGUGGAUCAGGGCUAUGUUUGACCUCUCUACUUACCCUUCUUGGGCUCCUCCAAUUAGUAAUGAGACCAUGCCAUGACAAGCAUGAAUGUUAUGACUAUCCUGUGGCACCCAGAAGUCAGAAGACACCACAUAAAUAAAAUUAACUGCAUUUUGAACCAGGCUCUAAGCUGGUUAAUGGAAACUGAGAUGAAUUGUUUCUGAAUGGAUAUCAACGCUCAUCCUUGCAAUUGGAACACCUGUCCC